GGCCUGGCGGCCGGGUUGCCUUGGCGAUGAGCUCCGGGGCCCUAGCUACAGCGUAAUCCGCCGAGCCUCCCUCUGGCUUUCGCCGGGGCAUGUCCUGGUCAUGGCCAAGUCUAUCGGCGUGUCUUUCUCCAUGGGCGCAUCCGAAGGGGGCCUUGAUGCUGACAAGAACACUGGAGAGCUCGAGAACACCUACAUUCUGAGGCCUAUUUUCCAGCAAAGGUUCAGACCCUCUGUGGUAAAAGGCUGUAUCCAUGCUGUGCUGAAGGAGGAAUUGGAAAAUGCUGAGUAUUCUCCAGAGGAAAUGCCUCAGCUCACAAAACGUUUAUCAGAGACCAUUAAAGAUAAACUAAAAGAAUUGGGAUAUGACCGGUAUAAAAUGGUGGUGCAAGUAGUGAUUGGUGAACAAAGAGGUGAAGGAGUAUUCAUGGCUGCUCGAUGUUUCUGGGAUGCAGACACUGACAACUACACCCAUGAUAUUUUCAUGAAUGACACUUUAUUCUGUGUUGUUGCAGCAUUUGGCUGUUUCUACUAUUGAGUCUUUGAAAAAGCUGAGAAAAGAUAACUAUGAAGAAAUCUGAACUCUUCUACUAUUAAAUAUCCUGACAAAAUAAAAAUAAAUUGGCACUUUCGCAACUAGAA
Messenger RNA from Jaculus jaculus (lesser Egyptian jerboa), 639 nucleotides. RefSeq names its product dynein light chain Tctex-type 2B (gene Dynlt2b). Gene Ontology annotation, biological process: microtubule-based movement. Gene Ontology annotation, molecular function: dynein intermediate chain binding. Lineage: Eukaryota; Metazoa; Chordata; Mammalia; Rodentia; Dipodidae. Gene Ontology annotation, cellular component: cytoplasmic dynein complex; cytoplasm. Bases 101 to 535 code for a protein of 144 amino acids. The record is from RefSeq and is a predicted model, not a curated record. The transcript is spliced from 5 exons.